Messenger RNA from Onthophagus taurus, 2791 nucleotides. The record is from RefSeq and is a predicted model, not a curated record. NCBI's taxonomy places the organism in Eukaryota, Metazoa, Arthropoda, Insecta, Coleoptera, Scarabaeidae.
CACCUUUGUUGUAAAACUUAAUUAUUUAUUAUUAUGUACAGUUUAUCUUUUAUGAUAGGAUAUCGCAAAACUAACUUCUCUACAACAAACAGAUAUCUAUAAUAAGGUUAUAAUUAUCUCAUGGUGCGAUAACAUAGUGACUAAGUAUAAAGUACAAACACAGGGGAAGUACAGAUGUCGUUACAUUCGUAUAGAAAUAACUGUUGUGACACGUUUCGUUAUUAUUCAGUGGUGAAAUUUUGAUUAUUUCAAUUGAGAAAAGGUUCCCGACUCUUCAUUAUGGAUGGAGAUUGGAGGAAUCGUAAUAUUCGUGCAAAAGGAAUGGGUGAUGUUAGAAAUCGUGUUGGACCAUGUCGCGGUGUUAAUCAGGGCUUAAAUGUAAACGCCCAGGGACCUAAUAUUUUAAGAGCUCCAAAUGCGGGCCCCUCUCAUCAUGCUUUCAGAUUUCCCCAACAAACCGAAAAGGAUCCAUUUGAUUCUGAUGAUGAUGAGCCUCCAACAUCCCACCGUUCAUCUAGACCUUCUACAUCGAGACCAACCACGCCUAGUGCUUCGAUUCAUCAUUUAUCCUCUUUAUUACAUCGAACUAAUUUAAAUAGUUCUAGAGGAUAUGUUUCCCAAAAUUCUUCCACGUCAAGUUUACCUUCGUUGUUUUCGGAUCGUAUCCAACCAAACAUUAGAGGAACAAAUUCGCAACAUCCAAAUCAAAGAGAAAAUCGUUUUGGUCAACAAAGUGUUGGAUCCAAUAGAGAAAAUGGUCAUAAUUUCCCGUUUGGUGGUAGACAGAGAAAUUCACAUCAUUUGAAUAAAGGAGGAAAUCAUGGUCGUGGGGGUAAACAAAAUACUAGAAUGGGUAGAGAAGAUUUGAAUGCGUCCUCUUCAAGUAUACCCUCGUUAUUUAAUGAUGAUCAAAAUUUGCCAUCUGGUAAUAGGGGUAAAAGAGGUCCAAGAGGACGUUAUGAUAGAAGAAAUGAUGGAGGUGAUGGUCAAAGGCGUGAAAAUGAAAAUUCAGAGGGGAAAAGGCCGUUUAAAAGGAAAUUUCCUCUUGGAUUUAAGAAAUUAGAGGAAGUUUUAGCCGGAGAAAUCCCCGAAAACGUUUUAACGUUUUUAAACGAAAACUUUGAUGGUUUAUUAUUAUUAUUACAAGAGCCAGAUUUAAGUCCUGAUUAUAUAAGCUUAAUUUUACGGUCGGUUGUAAAAAUAGCGGAGAGUUAUUUCGAACCACUUAAAGUGAAGAUACUUCAUGAAGUCAUUGAAGAUAAUUUCAUAAAACAACUUAUAAAUUUUCUCACACAGCUUCAUUUAGCCGAAGAAAGAGAUAAGAGGCGCGCGAAGUAUUUUUGGUCAAAUCCCAACGAAUUUUUUUCGCAUUUAAAUAUAUUUUGCGAAACCGUUAUUAAAAUGAUUCCGUCUGAAGGUAAAGCUGUCCUUCCAAAACUUAUAAAAGCUGCUAUCUUCGUAAUACCAUACUUGAAUUUAAGCGCUGACAUUUUGGAACAAUAUGAAGAGUUACAAAUUUUUGUACUUAAUGAAAUUGAGAAAUUUCACAAGAAACACGAAAAGCUAAUAGUUAAAAAAGAUCAAAAUGAUCCUGAACCCCCGGAAGAUUUUCGUGAGAUCCCCGUUUAUCCAGAAGCCAUUGAAAUCACAACUCCUUUGAAACCGUUUUUACGCAAAAAUAUUGUUGAGGGUGGUUAUAAAAGUGUUGAACAUUAUUUGGAUGUCCAAUUUCGUUUGGUGAGAAACGAUUUUGUUAAACCUUUAAGAGAUGGUAUUUUGGCAUAUUUAGAUCCUGAAAAUACUAAAAGGCCUCAGAACAUUAAAGUUUAUAAUGGGGUAAAAUUUUUAAAAUCGGAAAUAUGUGCUAAUUCAGCUGAUAGCUAUUUAAUUCAGUUACCUCAACCGAAGAAAGUUCAAUUAAAACUGGAGAAUUCAAGGUUAUUUAUGUUUGGUUCGUUGGUUUGUUUUACCAAAGAUUAUUUUAAAACCCUCAUAUUCGGUCGAAUCGCCGAUAGGAAAAUAGAAUUAUUAAAAGCUAGUCAAUUGGUUGUUUCGCUUCAUUUCAACACUGAAUUGGUCGAUUUUGAGGGAGAAUAUCUUAUGAUCGAAAGUAAAGUUUAUUUUGAACCUUAUUAUCACGUGCUUACCGCUUUACAACAACUGGACGAAGAUGAUUUUCCAAUGAAAGAAUACAUUGUUGAUACGAAGGUAGAUGAUGGAGUUCCUGAGUAUUAUUUGGAGAAUACAAUUCAAACUCCUGGAAAAUACAAAAUGUUUAAGGCUAACACAUAUUGCAACCCCUUGUCCGUGAUUUUAUAUUCAUGUUGAGUUAAGCAGAGGUCGCUUGCGGCUGAGGCACUACAAAUGUUAAUACAAACAUUGGAGAACAUAUACAGGUGAGUUUUUUUUCAUGUUUAGUAUGGAGAUCUCGAAUACUGGCGGAGAUAGAGAGACGAUUAAAUAGGGAAAGAAUUGCAGUUUUAUAAACUCAAUUUAAUGAGCUUUCUGUUUUUUGGAUGAAAUGCAUGGCUUGAAAUCUCGAAAAAACCGUUUUUUUGUUAUUGCGUUCGAUACCUAUGGCUCUGUUAUUAUUGAUUUCAUUAAAAAUUUGUAGGGUAUUAGGGUAGAGAAACCAGGUAUGGCCACAUUUAGUACUCUUCACUUUUAAAAUUCGGUAUUUUAGUUAAAAAUUGGAAUACAUGCGAGAAAAAAAUCAAAAUAGUGUAUCUUAAGCUCUUGUUGCAUAUAGGCACCUUCCAUUUUAUUUGCGUAUCAAGUAUUUUAAAACACA